Sorex fumeus (smoky shrew) is the source of this 453-nucleotide messenger RNA. It is a transcript of the gene CYREN, whose product is annotated as cell cycle regulator of NHEJ. Gene Ontology annotation, biological process: double-strand break repair via nonhomologous end joining; negative regulation of double-strand break repair via nonhomologous end joining. Gene Ontology annotation, cellular component: nucleus; cytoplasm. Bases 1 to 453 code for a protein of 150 amino acids. The transcript is spliced from 3 exons. Lineage: Eukaryota; Metazoa; Chordata; Mammalia; Eulipotyphla; Soricidae. The record is from RefSeq and is a predicted model, not a curated record.
AUGGAGGCCUCCGAGUCUGAACCUAAAAGGAGGGUCCUUCCCCACUGGAUGACAGCGCAGGGGAGCACGCCGGUGGCGAGGAAGCCCAAGAAGAGGAAGGUGGUCCAGCCAGCCUCCGCAGCAAGACACCCUGCCAAGAGGACCGUGUACUGCAUGAGUGAGGCGGAGCUGGUGGACGUGGCGCUAGGGGUCCUGCUUGAGGGACGACAGCAGGAAGCGGCCCCGGCACCACCGGGCCUGGAGGAGGCUGAUAAGUCCGAGCUGGGCCCCACCCGCUCGGCGUCCUUGUCCCCCGGAAGCAGAAGCGAGGAUGAGGACACCAGGCAGGACUCCCCGUCCCCUGGCCGCAGCAGACUGCCUUCGGGGGCGCCGGGGGGUGGUGAGUCCACCUGUGACGAAAGUGCCGAGGAAGAUGACGCUCUGAAAUACGUCAGGGAGAUCUUCUUCAGCUGA